UUACAAAAUUAUUAUGUAACCAUAAACAGAGAAAGUUUUAGAAGCAAAACUUUAAAUUUUUUCUAAUAUUACAUAUAUAGAUGUUGUAGCGACUAAUGACUGUCUCUUCGUUUAUUUUUUAGUAAUAUUUUUUAAAUGUAUACGGAAAUUUUGCAUUUCUUUGAAACAAUAGGAGGGAUUAAAAUAAGUUAACAAAGAGUUCUUUUCCUGUAAGAGUUAACGUUUUAAGGUUAAGAAUGUAUGCAUUUGGCAUUGAUAUCUUUAGCUAAAAAAAUAAAAAAAUUAAAAAAUGGAUUUUAAUAUUUUUUUCUGGAACUAACUUUACUAGUUGAAAUGCGCAAUAUCAUAGUUAGUAUCUAUACCAUAGUGUGAUCUUCAAGUUAGUCCCUCAUCAUUUCGAAAUAGUCAUGGAUGUUGACAUAGAUAUAUUUGUUGGCAAUAAUACAUUACUUGACCCUGAGAUUUACGGAAUGUGGCUUUCUGGUCAAGAAGCAUCAGACGGAGCAACUUCUCUUAUCCAUGGAUCUUUAAAAAACUUUGAUGUCGAUUAUGGUAUGUUGCUCAGUGAUGUUUUGGACCACUAUCGUACUUUCCAAAUGCUUGAGAGAUUGCUUCAUUAUCCCAAAAGAUUAACCGAACAAUGGAUAUUUCAAAUAGCACCAAGUAUUCAAAGAAUGUUGAUUGAAAGGUAUUAUGAGUUCGAUGAUGCAGUCAUUCGAGAGUUUCUGGGGAAAAAACUGUCUGCUCGCAAUCGUAAAGAUUUAGAUGAUGUUAGUGAGAAAACUGGCAUUCAAGUUAAAAGCUGUCGCAGACAAUUUGAUAACGUGAAACGAGUCUAUAAAGUUGUUGAAGACACUACUACAGAUCUAGUUAACUGCAUAUGCUCAACUUUCUUACUUUCUGAAAAUCUUGCAAGGAAAUAUGCUGGAAUUAUGUAUUUAACUAAUAACAGGUGUGAAACAAGCCGAAAGAAGCUCCAAUACUUAACCUUUGAGGAUUUUCUAUUUUGUGCCAACUGGAUGAUGUGUAAUUGGUCAUGUUCUAAACUGGACUGUACUUAUGAAGAAACUGCAAUGGAAAUGGAUCGUGACUUUCUUCAAGACUUGCGUGACCUUAAACAAUUCCUUGAAAAAGAUGUCUAUGAUGACUUGAAAUCAGUUGUGUUAGGCACAAUGAGAUCAGUGCUCACUGAUAGAUUAUAUACUGAUUUGGACUCAAAUUUUAAGUUCCUUACUCGAACAUUUGUGAAUAUUGGAUCAGGUUUGAAUCACAGCAAGGAAGUUCGAGAUCUUUUUGUUGACAUUGUUGAGAAGUUCAUCGAAACUUUUCGCCAAAGCCGAUGGGCUGAAAAAGAUCUCAGAAAGCUACUUGAAACAUAUACAGAAGCUGGCACACUUACACACCUAUGUAAAAGUGAUCCACAUAUGUUAGAAGUUUGGGAAAGAUACAUGACUGUCAUGUCAAAUAUCAUUAUGAGAAUGUUUCAUACUUGACCUUCAUUUGUAAAAGCUAAACACAGGUUGCUUCUCGAAUGUCUUUCAAAGAAAAAUGCAGUUUUUGUAAUGGAGAAUGGUAUAAAUAAUUAUCUACGAAAUAUUUAAGUAAGCAAGUUUAGAAAUUCUGUCUUCCUGAUAAAAAUGCUUAAAUGAAAAAAUUGAAGCAUAAAGAAGUAUGAAGCUCACUGUUUAUUAUAUUUUAUUAUAUUACUAUUUGUAAAUCUCUCCUGAAAGUAACAAGCCUUACAAAAUGGAGUUAUGAUUAGUUUUACCAAUUGUAUUAAAUAAAGUUUUAAAGAAAAGAUCUCAAGUAGCACUCCUAGUUAACCCAUUUCACUGUAGUUGCCGAAAACUGUGAGGACUCAAUAACAAAUCAAGCCUAAUUCAAUUUAGUAUUUUUAUAAAAAAAGAUGGAAUGGACAAUUGUAAUUAUUUGGUUUGAAGAAUUAGUAUAUUGCAUUAGGAAGUAAGUAAUUUUGUAAUGUUAAUAAAUGCUUUUAAGGCUUUUUAAUUUAGUUUUAAUCUCUUAGUAUUCAAAUUGAGAAUAAAAGAAUUCGUGAUGCUAUUUUAAUUAAAGUCAAUGAAGAAUUUUACUUUGUAUGUCGACAAGUUGUGAUAAUAAGUGUAUAUUUGUAUAUUAAUUUCAAAUCUCAGUGUUUUAUUAUAUUAUUAAAUUAAUUGCUUACUCUGUUGUUUGUUCCUGUUCUCACAUGAAUUUUGUAACAUUUGAAAUGUACAGUGAUUUAUUAUGCCUAGUGAUAUGUUUUCUUAAAAAUGUAAAGUUAAAUUGCAUCAAAAUUCUGUUCAGAUAAGUACUUUUUUAAAAUAUAAUACAAUUCCUUUUUUCGUUCUUUUGGCAAAACAGUUAUUUCUCUAAAACCUACACAAUUCCUUUGUUUUUAAUGGCCUGAAUAUUGGGAUGGAUAUUUAGAUAUCCAUGCAAAAUUUUAUAAUUACUGAAAGCAUUUCCUUCCUAACUUUUUAUGUACAGCUAAGUUUUUUUGUGUUCAUUCUGUCGAUGUAUCUUUCUUUCUUUCUUUGUAGUGUUGAUCAACUUAAAAAAUUGACUCCUUAAAUAAAAACUUGGACUAUACUUUCUUUCUUAAUCACACAAAUAUUAAAUAAGGAGUCAUUUUGUUAAUUUCUAAAAGGAAAAACUACCCAUCUAAGAUUAUUUUACUUCUAAAAGGGGUGAUAUGUUACAUUGUUUAUUCUAAAAUUCUAAUACAUGCAUCAAUUCUUGCAAAAAGUAACCAACUCAUCUAUUUUUUGAUGAAAUCCAAUCAGAUCUGGAGCAUCCACAAAUGCUUGAAAAGUCUUUACAAAUAUUGUUUUAUUAUGUUUCGGUGAAUAUUCAACACUUUCAUCUCCUUGUCACCAACAUAAGCAAAUCAGUCAUACUUGUGUUACAUUUACAAAAGUAAUUUUCAGACGAAUAUUUUUUAUCAUAAGUUUACUGUCAUUAAACUUGAUUCUAAAUGCUUAUAAUUAAAUGUAGAUGAAAUUUGGGAGAAAUUUGUUUUACUUGACUCACUAUAUGCUAUGUUACACUUUCAAAUUAGAAUAAUUCAAUUGCAGUAAUUUUCUGAUUAUAAAUUUAUAAGUCAUAAAAGACAGGGUAAGAAAUAUUGUCAGAAAACAGAAGAAAAUUAAUAGACUUGUUUAAUUUAAUUUCUCCUCAAUUAAAAAUUGUCUAGACAAAAUUUCCUUAGUUUUAAAUUUUUAAAAAUUAAUUCCAUAUGUUUUAUGAACAAAAUUGUGUUAUUGGGCUAUUACAGUUUUUGUAAGGAAAUUUAAUUUGAACUAUCAUAUCAUAUUUGGUAAGAUUUUUUGAAAAAUCUCUAUUUAUCGUAACUUAGCUCUUCUUUUUUAAACUAAAGACUUAAGAAAAUCAAUGUUUUUCAAUGUGAUAUAACAUCUAAAUCUCAGAUGUAUCAAAAUUGUUCUUGAAUUAUUCAAAGAUAAAACUAUUUUUUUCAUUCUGUUGACAAAUAAUCUUUUGAAACAAUAAAUUGAGUCAAAGAUGAAAAUUGGGAGUUAUGUAUAGUUAAGUUAACACAUUUACUUUUAGGAGCUAAGGUAGUUUAGUUAUUUAUGUCUAAAAGAAGAUAACAUUUUUCCUCAAGUUUUAGCACUAAAUAUAGGCAAAAACAGAACAGUUCAAGAUUUUCAAUUUCGUAUGAAGCUUGGAUUUCACUAAAAAAAUCAAUAUUGUAUAUACUAAUGAGUUUAUGUUCCUUUCUAUAGAGAAAGAGAAACAUUGUGGGGUCGGAAUUCUUUCUUCUUCAAGCUUUAAAGUGGCUGUCAUGCAGGUGCAAAUUAAUUUAUUUUUAUUUUUUUCUUUAGAGUGUAAUGAAGUUUAAUACCUUAUUUUUCUGGUUGAUAGGAAUGUAUAAAACUUUCUCAAGCUUUUGUGUUUGCUUCAGUAGAGAAUUGUUGGAAGUUGCUCUCUUUUACAUUUAUUUUUAAUCUAUCACUUCAAUUGCAAUCUCCUGUACAGUCCUCCUGUAUCUCAGUAUUUGAUAAUAUUUUCAUAGAUUUCUCUUCUGAAAAUACUAUCAUAUAUUGCAAAAAAGUUCUGUAUUUUGUACAAAUCUUACUUUAUAUCUGAGCAAUAAAAAUUGGUUGAAAUUUU
This is a messenger RNA of Parasteatoda tepidariorum (common house spider), 4131 nucleotides long. It is a transcript of the gene Fibp, whose product is annotated as acidic fibroblast growth factor intracellular-binding protein. Gene Ontology annotation, cellular component: nucleus. Lineage: Eukaryota; Metazoa; Arthropoda; Arachnida; Araneae; Theridiidae. The record is from RefSeq and is a predicted model, not a curated record.